AUGACAAAUAGCGUAACUGCAACUAUGCAGUGGGGAAAUAAUAUUCGAGUGGUGGUUGGUAUAGAUUUUGGAACCACUUUUUCGGGAUUUUCUUAUUGCCAUGUAGCAUCUAGAGAUAACAUUGUUACAAAUGAUCAAUGGCCUGAAAAUCUUGGUCAAUUUAAAACAAAUACUGUUCUUCAAUACGAUCAAAAUUUCAAUGAAGUAUUAAAAUGGGGAGCUCCAGCUUUAGCUAGACGACAAAGUCGAAGGGAUGAACGCAGAGAGACAAAACCUGUUGAAUUGUUUAAAUUAUGUUUAGGUAAUUUAGAAGAAGAUUUAAAACCUAAACUUCCAGUUGAAUAUAAAAGAGCUAUUACAGAUUAUCUUACAGAAAUAGGAAAGUUAAUUAGGUCAAAAGUUGAAAUCGCUUGGGGUAAUUUAGAUUUUCUUAAAGACAUUCUUUUCGUACUUACGGUCCCUGCAGAAUAUUCUGAAAAAGAAAAGGCGGUAAUGAGAGAAUGUGCAUAUAAUGCUAAUUUAAUAAGGGAAAAAGGCUCUGACUUGUUACAAUUCACUACUGAACCUGAAGCUGCUGCAGUUUAUUGUAUGGAAAAUUGCUUAAGAGAACACGAUUUAUCCGAUACAGAAAGUGAAGAAAAUGAAGAAACAACUUUCAUGAUUGUUGACUGUGGAGGUGGCACAGUAGAUUUAACAACUCGUGAGAUUGUAGGUAAUGAUGUUGGUGAAGUUACUGAACGAUCAGGUGAUUACUGCGGAAGCACAUUUGUUGACCGAGCAUAUCUCGAUCACCUAAAAAGAAUAUUGGGUCAUUCGGCAAUUGAUAAUUUGAGGAAAAAUCAUUAUAAACAAUUGCAAUAUAUGGUUCAAAAAUUUUGUCGGCAAGCUAAAUUUCUUUUCACAGGCGAAGACAGAAAUUUUAAUUACGAGUUAGAUAUUUUGGACACUGCACGUGACCUGCAGCAAUAUGUUACCGGAGAUGCCGAACAAUUGAUGGAGGAAAAGGAAUGGUUGAUUCAAUUUAAUUUUAAUGAUAUUAAAUCAAUGUUCGAUCCAACUGUUGAAAGAAUUCUGAAGUUGAUAGAAUUACAACUUGAAAAUUGCAGCAAAAAAUGUUCAAUAAUGUUCCUAGUUGGAGGAUUCAGUCAAUCAGUUUACUUACAAAAAAGAAUUAAGGAAAAAUUCAAUGAUUUAGUUAGAAAUAUUUCUGUUCCUACACAUCCUAUUGCAACAGUAGUUCGUGGUGCUACAUUAUAUGGUUUAAUAGUGUACGACAGGGUUAAUAAUAAUUCGGGAAGUGAAGUACGACUUAAAUUAACAACUCGCGUAUUAAAAUUUACUUACGGUAUUAAAAUUGUUGAUACUUGGAAAAAAAAUGAUCCGACAGAUCGAAAGACUCCUAAAGGAGAAAUAAUCAGAUUUCUUCCUAUAGGUAAAGCAAAAAGAGGAGAAUCCGUAAAAAUUGAUGAGUAUAUUUUUUCGGAUAAAGAACUUGGCCCUAAUAACCCCUUUCAAACAAUGGCAACAUUUCACAUAUAUUACACGCGAGAACGUGAUGCUAAAUUUUGUAAUGAUCCUGGAAUGGAAUAUUUGGGGAAACUUAAAAUUAGUCUACCGGAUGUACAUCUUGGUCUUAACAGACCUCUUAAAUUUGGAUUGUCGUUUGGUGAAAUGGAAAUAAAAGCUACUGCAAGAAAUGCAACAAACGGGCAAUGUUAUUUAACUACUUUUGAAAUAAAUGAAGCAGAAAAUGAAGAAAAUAAAUAA
Messenger RNA from Rhizophagus irregularis DAOM 181602=DAOM 197198, 1767 nucleotides. RefSeq lists its product as uncharacterized. NCBI's taxonomy places the organism in Eukaryota, Fungi, Glomeromycota, Glomeromycetes, Glomerales, Glomeraceae. The record is from RefSeq and is a predicted model, not a curated record.